Penicillium olsonii is the source of this 945-nucleotide messenger RNA. Lineage: Eukaryota; Fungi; Ascomycota; Eurotiomycetes; Eurotiales; Aspergillaceae. The record is from the annotation of a GenBank genome assembly.
AUGAGCAUCACUUUCGCAUUUGUAAUUCCCUUCUCUUCAUUUGUCUUUGUACAGAGCAGGCAUGCUGUUAUACUGCCCAUCAUGGAAACAAUAAAAGGUACCCAGCGUCCAAUUGCGCGAUGGAAUACAAAAGAUCUGGGCAAGCGACUGAGCGUCGACAUCGCCAGCGCAGCAACUGCCGGCGCGUUAACCUGUCCUUUGGUCACCAUCAUUGAUCGGGCAAUCAUGGAAAAAGCCUCCAAAGGCUUCCCAAUCCAGCAAACGAUAACUUCAUGUCUUCGAUCCAUGGUCGCCCGGCCAAGCGCUUUCUUUUUCAGCACACCUUUCCUCCUAAUCUACACGCUCUACGGCUCAACAUACCUCACAGCCAAUGCCAUUGACACUGUCACCGCAACGAUGCGCAACCACUCCUACGAUACCAUAGACACAGGCUUCGCCAAGUUCAUCGCGACAACCACCGUCAACAUGGCCAUCUGCGUGUACAAAGACGCCCGAUUCGCCAAAAUGUUCGGCGCCCAACCAUCCCCUUCACAGCCCCUACGCGCCCCGACGCCAGCUCCCCAAAUCCCCAAAACCUCCUACUCCCUCUUCUGCCUCCGAGACAGCAUCACCAUCUUCGCCUCGUUCAACAUCCCGGCCAAAAUCGCCCCCUCCAUCCCAGAUUUCAUGGCCUCCACGCCCGGCAUGAAAGCUUCCCUUGCGCAAUUCGCUUGUCCGGCUCUCAUGCAGUUCGCCAGUACCCCGAUGCACCUACUCGGAUUGGAUUUGUAUAAUCGACAGCCGGAAGGUGGGCUCCGGUGGACGGAACGCGCGAGCAGAAUCCGUCGCGACUAUGUGGCCAGUUGCUUUGCGCGCAUGGGUAAGAUUGUCCCGGCGUAUGGUAUUGGCGGAACUGUCAAUGUGCGCAUGAGGAGUUAUUUGAUGAAUCUCAUUGAGGGCCGGUGA